AUGAAAUUAAUAUUAUUUAUUUUAUUAAUAAUUUCCAUUAAAUCAAUUAUUGGACAAGAUUUAUAUGUCAAUUUUGUCCCAUUUCUAACAGAGAAAUGUAAUGAACAACCAUUUGGUAUUGGAUUUUCAAUUUUAUCAGGUAUCUGUAUAAACAACUUAGGAAGUUAUUUACAAAAUGAUGAAGUAACUCCUUCAUCAUGGUAUUUUAAAAUUACUGAAUAUGAACAAACAACAAUAAUAACUGGUUAUAAUUAUCCUGAAAUUGAUUGUAGUGGAUUUCCAGAGGUUUCAAGAUUUGUUUAUGGAGUUGAGUGUGUUAAUAGUCCUGUAAUUGUUCCAAUUAAUGCAACAUUCUCUGGAGGUUAUAAAUAUAGUUCCUAUUACACUCAUGUCACCUUAUCAAAAGUACCAAUGUUUUCUGAUGACUCUGUAGUUCGUGGUGUUUAUUCAAAUGAUGAAAGCUCUACAGAUGGAAGUGUUGAUUCAUGUACAUUUGAUAAUUUUAUUUAUGGUACUGUAAUAACAAAAAAUUUCCAAAUCAGCUAUCAAUUCCCAUUUGACUAUUCCGAAACAUAUUCAUGUUCUUCAAAUGGUACUUCAUUAUUAAAAACCUGUGUUGGAAAUGAAAAGUGCUAUCAAAAAAAUAUUUCAAUGCAGUGUAAUUCUGAUGAAUCAGAUGGGCAUACCCAAAUUUUUUGUUCUUAA
Molecule: messenger RNA, 705 nt
Organism: Dictyostelium discoideum AX4
Lineage: Eukaryota; Evosea; Eumycetozoa; Dictyosteliales; Dictyosteliaceae
Exons: 2
Coding region: 1-705 (234 amino acids)
Source: RefSeq, a predicted model, not a curated record